UUCUUGGAAACGACGCCCCACGGAAUCGUCUCGCAUGCUUGAUCAUAAUUAAUAACUCUGGAGCAAUACAGUGGAGACCAAAGAGAAGCUGGAGCUUGUAAUAUAAUAAGAGACAUAAGAGGAAAAAACGCCCACUCACUUGUCCACGGUUUUUCACUUUUUUUUACUCAUAUUUUUAUGCAUAUCCAGUCAUUGAUUAUAUGACGCGAAGAAGAUUUAAUGGGUUUCUUAUUCUCCAACAUCCGAGAGCUUCACUCUUUUAUCAGGUUAAAAGUUUGAUUGUUGGAGUAAAUAAUUUUUUGUCAGUCUAUGUACAGUACUGGAUGUCAGAGUGUCACUAUGGAGAUGAAAAAGAAGGAAGCAUUGGUGUAAUAAAUAAAUAAAAAGAACAAAAGUAUCAAUAAAUAUUGAUACAAAAAUACAAGCAGAUGUGUCUGGUCUCUUUGAAUUUGGGAUGAAAAAGGUUCCACGAAGAUUCCAAGUAUUUUAAUGAUGAAAAGCCAAGUUUUUUUUUUAUCCCAAAGAAGAUUCUAGUGACCUGGAAGGUGCAUAGCUGGCGAGAUCAAAAGAGAUACACCUGUCGAGAGUCUUCUCUUAGUCCUCGAAUUUCUUUCUUAUAUACCUGCAACCCCUAACUAUUUGAAGUCUGGAGAGAGAGAUGGAGAAUGAAAAAAAUAGUGAUUUUCCAUGCCUAAAAAUAAUCUAGUAUAAUCUUUCAAGUUUAAACGGAUAAAUUGAUCGUCAUAGCCUUGACUGUGGGAGGAAUAGAAUGGGAUGCUAAAUUUAGCCAAGAUUAAGCUUCACGCACUCCCACUCUAUCCAGAAUACAUAUCUCCAUCUUUAUUCCCCAAUAAGUUUGACGAAGAGACCCGUUGUGAGUCUGGAGUGUUCAUGCUCUCUCAAUUAGACGUGAAGCCAUAAGUAAGAAGAAGAGGAUGAGAUUGAGGUGGUAGAGAAGGGGAGGUAGAGGAAGGGAAGUAAAGUAUAAAAAGAGAAGAGAGAUGAUAAUGCUGAGGGUGGCCGAGGUCCAGUGCCGCGAUUCCUCGUCUGUCUUCUCCAUACCUAUACCAACCUAUACCUUGAUGACUCGAUGUUCUGUUUGUGUUCACUUCUCUCUUACUCGUUCACGUUAGAUCAUCAUGAGUGUUCUCUUCAUCCUUCUGCUACCUGCAAGCAGACUCAAGAGAGUUGAUACACCGCGUCCUUCUCCUCCUUGGGGCCCCGUUGCGGCUGACCGCCGGUGUUGGAUCAAGGUAGUGGGAGGUAUCGGAUAUACUUGAGGUGGACAGGGACAGAACGACGGUGAGGUGGGAUAGAAGGAAUGGCUAUAUAGCAGUGAGACGAUGGUGUUUUUUCUCUCUCAAAUCGGCAAGAUCUGGAGAGGGAGACGGUCCAGUAGGCGGUUGGUAAGACGAGGAACGGAUGAAAGUAAAUGAGGAUUGAAUAAAGAUAGAUAUAAGUGAAGGCGGUGAGAACGGGGGAAUGAGCUGCUUGGAUGCUGGGGCGGCCAUGUUGUUCUUCGAGGAGAAGAGAACUCUGUGGUGUGCGCGACGAGGUUCGCUUCUUCUUCUUCCUUGUCGGCUCGCUUAAACCUACACGAAAAGCUUUUUCGGGUUUUGCAAAAUACGUUUUUUAAUAUAUAACACUAGAACACACAUCACAUUCAUUGAUUAUACUUAUUAUCAAACAGUUAGCUUUGAUAUUCAAGUACUAAGUGAGUUAUUUAUUAUUAUUAUUAUUAUUAUUUUUUGAAGUACAGAUUGAAUGUGGAUCUUUGAAGUUACUGGUCUCGGUGUAGAGACGCUUGGAUAAAAAUCCGCCGCCAAGUUGCCAAGUGACACGGAGUGUGUUUUUCCAGUGACGUUUGUGGACUCUAGUGUGCUAAUUCACCUAAUCCUAUGGACCAAUUGUAGAAUAGUGACCAAGGAUUUAAGGUCUAGGUGAUUAAAUCUACGGAGAUGUGAUCUAGAAACUUAUCACACUUGGUAGUUUGUAGUUUUCCCCCAAUCUUCCCCACCCUUUUAUUCCAGAUCAUAUCACCAGGUUAUAAUAAACCAUGCUAUUAUCCAAUGCGCUCAAAAGCAACACACACCAUAUCUCAAUUCUUGUGUACACACAUUGGAUCCCCUGGUCUCCUCGGUGAACUUGAUAGAACUUACUUGAUCACUUGAUUGCUUCUUGCUUGAGUCUAGAAGUCUCUUGAACUUCUUGGGCCCACCUUCAAACAAUUUCACAUCUAAUCUCACAGAGUCACUUUGAGUAACACUUGGUGCACGAGCUAGUGUUUGACUCGCGAAUGAACGACAUGCCGGUUCUGGUGAGUUCCCCAUCAGCGUGCGUAGCACACGCUACGCCAAGAGACAGAGAAAGAGAGAACAGGAGGGCGCGAGGGCGUGCGGCUACUUGAAAUACAAACGGAGGUUCUUAUUUCUUGUCGACUCAUGUGCCAUAACGACACUCAUCUGUGAUACAGUUCAAAUUUAAAAACCUCCCUCCUACAUCUUCGACGUUUUUUGAAGUACCCAAGAAGACCUUUAACAUCAACAUUACAUUGCAACCAACUAAAAUGUCGACUUGUACCGACGACGCUGAUAAUUCUACGCUCCAUAUGCAGGACGCCAUGUCUCCGGUGCAGGAGGGUCCAAUUUCACCCGCGUCUUCAUGCCUGAGCAAUCAAAAUCAAAAUGACGAAGUGCUGUUGGCUACAAUGCAGCCAGUUAAUGUUAUUGAUCUCCAUGAAUCAACUGAUCAUUCACUUCAUUCUCAUAAAUAUAAUCAUCAUAAUCAUCAUCGUCAUCACAAUCAUCAUCAUCAUAAUCAUCAUCAUCAUCAUCACAAUCAUAAUCAUCAUACAGAUGAUGAUCAUACACAUCAUCAUCAUCAUCAUCAUGAUGAUGAACAAAAUGGUCGUGCGACACCUGAAUCAAAUCCAACUGCUGCCAGUUUAGGUCACAAAAUGAUUGAUCUUAUUUACAAUGAUGGCAAGAAAACAGUUAUGUAUACACAUGACAAAGAAAUUAUUUAUGAAAGUGAAGCUGAUCGUGUACAAGUUGUUGAAUAUCCACCGCCAGCACCAUCACCAUCACCACCACCAACACCAACUGUUACACGUAAUAAUUUGGUUAAUGUCACACGUCAUGGACCACCUGCAGCAACAGCUACUACUUUACAUCUACAUCACUAUCCUCAACUUGCUCUUCAACAUGAAAAUGACCUUCCAAGGGCAGUUGCUACUGGUGGAGCAUCAGUACCAGCAAAUACCACUACUACUGUACUCGUUUUAUCAGAAUUAGUUGCUGCUGAUCCAUCAACUGGUGCUUCAGGUCUUGGUUUAACCACUUCCGGACCUACCACAACACUUCGAAAUGGAAGACGAAGUCGUUCAUCAUCGGACUGUGAGUCCAGUGUGGUUGGUAGUGUAGCAGACCAGCAAGGAUAUACCACCUUAGCUAGAGGAGACUCCGCAGAAGAGGAGGAUCAACAACGAAGCCAAACUGAUUCCAACGACCCUGAAGAGACCCAGAAGAGGGUUACGGCAGUCCAGGUGCAGGGUAUGGAGGGCGAUUGGAGAGCAUACUGCGAGCAUCCUCUGUCGGUGGCUACCGCGGCGAUGCUCAAUCUCCAACAACAACAUCAAGUCUCUGCUGUUUCUGGUCAUCCUGAAGAACAAACUGUUCCAUAUGUCUACGAGUACUAUAAGCUUCCUGAAAAGUCUGCUGAUGUUAAACUUCCACCAACUCAUGAACUCUGGUCAACGGGAGUGAUGGGCCAAAAGCUUUUAGUGCAAGAAAGUUCAUCAUCAAAUCGUUUAGAAAAUUCAACCGAAGGUACAGGUAAUGGAGAACUUCAUCAUUUCCUUCAUCAAUACAAUCAGCAAUCACCGAGUCCAAGUCAGAGUUUGCAAGGUGGGCUUUCGCUUCCGUUGAGUCCGCAGUCGCUGCGUCAUGAUGGCACACCGUCUAGUGGAAUCACGGGAAUUAAGAGAGAACCGGAAGACUUGAGCUCAUCACGUGGUGGUCAGCAAUCUAGUAAACGUCAUAAACAAGCAGAUAGUCCAACACCACCUGGAAUGUAUCACCAUCAUCAACAUCAACUCCAGGUUCAACAGCAAUAUGGAAGCCCUUAUGAUCCUUACUCCUCGUGUAGUCCAAGAUUGUCAGCAGCAUAUGGAGCAACAUCAGGAUCAUCAAAUGCGACAGCAAAUGCUGGUACACAGUCUGGUUUACAUCAAGAAGGCACAGCAGUUUAUGUCACUAGUGAAGCACUUCCUUCUCUUGCAUCAUCAAGUUCUUCUUCUUUACCAACAACAACAGCAUCCUACACACGUUACGAAGUCGUACCAAGUUCAUACGCCACCACACACGCGAUAAGAUCAUCUUCUAGUAACAGUAAAGUCUUGACAGUUGAUCUACCAAGCCCGGAUUCUGGUAUCGGUGCUGAUGCUGUCACUCCUCGACAAGAUCAUCAUCCACCUACUGCUUUACACACAUCUUCAUUCGACUAUACGGAAUUGUGUCCCGGCGGUACCAACAGUGGUACAGCAGUAGUCCUUGAAAGUGGCACCGUGGUUCACCACCAACCACUUCAGCUCCAACUACAACAGGGUCAUGCUCAAGCCCAAGUUCAAAGGAGUCUUGUCAAUGCUACUCCAACCAAUCCAUCAACUCCAAACCCACCAAGAUCUAGACCCUGGCAUGAUUUUGGUCGACAAAAUGAUGCUGAUAAAAUUCAAAUACCAAAAAUAUACUCGGCUUAUGGCUUCAAGUAUCAUCUUGAAUCACCAAUCAGCACAUCGCAGCGACGUGAAGAUGAUAGAAUAACGUACAUUAAUAAGGGUCAGUUUUAUGGAAUCACUUUAGAUUAUGUUCCUGAUCCUGAUAAACCUCUCCUCAAAGCUGGACAGACUGUUAAGAGUGUGGUAAUGCUCAUGUUUCGAGAGGAAAAAAGUCCUGAAGAUGAAAUUAAAGCAUGGCAGUUUUGGCAUGGACGACAACAUUCUGUUAAACAACGAAUUCUUGAUGCCGAUACAAAAAAUAGCGUUGGAUUGGUUGGUUGUAUUGAAGAAGUAGCACAUAAUGCGAUAGCUGUGUAUUGGAAUCCUUUAGAAUCAUCAGCAAAGAUUAAUGUAGCCGUACAGUGUCUGAGCACGGAUUUCUCGAGUCAGAAAGGCGUUAAAGGUUUACCAUUGCAUAUUCAAGUUGAUACAUAUGAAGAACCACCACCACAUACUCAUACAUAUACACCACCAUCUCACCGUGGUUACUGUCAAAUCAAAGUGUUUUGCGAUAAGGGUGCGGAGAGAAAGACACGUGACGAGGAGAGGAGAGCAGCGAAGCGUAAAAUGACUGCAACAGGCAGGAAAAAGCUCGAUGAACUGUAUCAUUCAGUGACAGAAAGAAGUGAAUUUUAUUCAAUGGCUGAUCUUCAUAAGCCACCGGUUUUAUUUUCACCACCUGCUGAGCAUGCUCUUGAUAAAUUCUCAACCAUGGAAUUAAGUGGAUUCUAUGGUGGUGGCGGUGGUGGAGGUGGUGCAGAUACCGACACAUCAUCAUUAAGUAAUGGAGAAAGUGGAGGAUUAAAAACAGGCACUAGUAGUCCUUAUCCAGGUUGUGGAAGACCAAGUUUACCAGCACUUAAGUUUCAUAAUCACUUUCCACCGGACAAUUUAACUGGACUUCAUGAUAAAAAGGAUUCACUGCUAAUGCAGGUGCAAGAACUCCAGGGUACGGUUCUUCAAGGUGUACCACAGGGUGCUUUACCUGCAGCUAACCUUAUAUCAGGUGUUAGUAACCGCUUGCACCUGCAACAUCAAGGUCCAGGUCAUCUUCGUGGUGGUGAUGCUGAAGAACGUGUCAUGCUUUAUGUUAGACAAGAAUCUGAAGAUGUUUAUACACCACUUCAUGUUACUCCUCCAUCAGUUCAAGGAUUGCUUAAUGCUAUUGAGUCAAAGUACAAAAUUGCAUCCUCGAGUAUUAACAAUCUGUAUCGAAAAAAUACGAAGGGAAUUACAGCGAAAAUUGAUGAUGACAUGAUACGUUAUUAUGUGGAUGAAGAUUUAUUUUUAUUAGAAGUAAGCCAUUCAGCAUCUAAUUCAAAUCAAAAUCUUGAUCGGAAUUCAAGUAAUCCAAAUUCACCUGAUCCUGAUGAUCCAAAUGAAUCAUCAUCAAUUGGUUAUGAUGUUACUUUGAUUGAAUUACCAUCAGUUCAAGGCCAACUACCACCAGCACCAUCACCAAUUGCUGUUAACUCACAUGGACAUGUUCAUGCUCAUUCUCAACAUGUUCACGAAAUUACCAAUUCGUGAAUUUAAAUCAUCAUUAUUCUUUUAUUAUUAUUAUUAUUAUUAUUAUUAUUAUUAUUAUUUUUUAUUUUAUUUCAUAUAUUUGUAUAUAAAUAAUUAAGCCUCAUGGUGGCAAUGUUAAUAAGAGGAUUAGGACCCUUUUAGCAAGUACUUUUUUUUUUUAACAAGUCAUUGAAGAAAAAGUUAUCAUAUGGUUUUAUAUAUUCAUUGUUGGUUAUUUUAUCCGCUGAAAGUCGGUUUUGAUAUUAGUUAUGAUGUUGACUUUUUUAGAGAGAAAAAAUAACAAUUAAGGAUAUAAGAUGAAUUAAAAAAAAAUAAUAAAACAAUGUGAAUGUGGAUUUUAAAUAUGAGAUUAAAGUUAAUGUUAAGUAAA
This is a messenger RNA of Chelonus insularis, 6674 nucleotides long. It is a transcript of the gene grh, whose product is annotated as grainy head. The record is from RefSeq and is a predicted model, not a curated record. The coding region runs from base 2567 to 6304 and encodes 1245 amino acids. Gene Ontology annotation, biological process: regulation of transcription by RNA polymerase II. Gene Ontology annotation, cellular component: nucleus. Gene Ontology annotation, molecular function: DNA-binding transcription activator activity, RNA polymerase II-specific; RNA polymerase II cis-regulatory region sequence-specific DNA binding. The transcript is spliced from 20 exons. NCBI's taxonomy places the organism in Eukaryota, Metazoa, Arthropoda, Insecta, Hymenoptera, Braconidae.